Molecule: messenger RNA, 541 nt
Organism: Rhodofomes roseus
Lineage: Eukaryota; Fungi; Basidiomycota; Agaricomycetes; Polyporales; Fomitopsidaceae
Product: ubiquitin-related domain-containing protein
Exons: 4
Coding region: 168-401 (77 amino acids)
Biological process (GO): regulation of proteolysis; modification-dependent protein catabolic process; protein neddylation
Cellular component (GO): cytoplasm; nucleus
Molecular function (GO): ubiquitin protein ligase binding; protein tag activity
Source: RefSeq, a predicted model, not a curated record
ACGGUCACGAGAGGCGUGUCCCACCCGAAGUGUUUCAGCAGCACCUGCCAUUUCCGGAACGCAUUCUGUCGCUGAAGCAGCCGUGCUUGAGCCACACGAACGUAACCUUCUCUCUUCCUGCCAUCUUCCUCCCUUCCUCACUCUCCCGCACGCGUCAUUGAAGCACCAUGUUGAUCAAAGUAAAGACGCUCACCGGGAAGGAGAUCGAGCUCGAUAUCGACCCUGAUGACAAGAUCACGCGCAUAAAGGAGAAGGUCGAGGAGCAGUCUGGUGUACCCCCGCCUCAGCAACGACUCAUUUACGGUGGCAGGCAAAUGCCUGAUGACAAGACGGCCAAGGACUUCAACAUCACGGCGGGCACUGUUCUGCACUUGGUGCUCGCCCUUCGUGGAGGCCGUUAGAGCGCACUCAGACCGCACCCGAUGUUCCGAUGUCCGUCAUAAGGAGGAGAGAAGAUUCACAAUAACCCAAUGUAGCUAUCACCCAUCGUGCGUUGUUAGAUAUGUGCUAUAAUCGUGUUCUCGCUGCUAUCAAGAGUUUU